GUAUAAAUGGAUUACAGGAUUAGGGUUUUGAGUGAGCUCGUGUAUAAAUACUAUACUUCGUUGCAUCUGAUCUGACGAGACAUUGGCUGCGGCUUUCACAACCAUCUCAUCUGCAUCUAAAAGUUUUAAAGCAUCAGAUCAGAUGGGUCAUUCAAAUGUCUGGAACUCUCAUCCUAAGACCUACGGUCCUGGUUCCCGCACCUGUCGUGUGUGUGGAAAUUCCCAUGGCUUGAUCAGGAAAUAUGGCCUUAUGUGCUGCAGACAGUGUUUCCACAGCAACGCCAAGGAAAUUGGCUUCAUUAAGUAUCGCUAAGGAGUUUUGAAGGGUUAUACCCAAAUUGAAAGCUUGUGGUGUUUCUACAAUUACAGUAUCUCAUCGUCUUCUCAGUUCAUCCCUUCGUGAUAACAAUGGAUGUAGUCGGAUUGUUUAUGCAUCUUUAGGUUUUUUAAUCGAAAAUUUUCAUGUGAACAUCAUAGAACCACAAGUCCAUAUCGCUGCUUAAAAGUUACAUAAAUCCUUGAUCUCUCCAAAAUCUGAAAAUUCUUAAAUGAAGUUAGGUUUUGCAGAUGAGUCCUGUUAGGUAUGUGCUUGCUAUUUUAGGAGAAGUCAAAUGAUACCAUGUCAACUUCUACCCAAUGCUUACAGCUCAAAUGUCAUAUUCAGACCAUUUACUG
Molecule: messenger RNA, 675 nt
Organism: Cynara cardunculus var. scolymus (artichoke)
Lineage: Eukaryota; Viridiplantae; Streptophyta; Magnoliopsida; Asterales; Asteraceae
Product: 40S ribosomal protein S29
Exons: 3
Coding region: 143-313 (56 amino acids)
Biological process (GO): translation
Cellular component (GO): cytosolic small ribosomal subunit; ribosome
Molecular function (GO): structural constituent of ribosome; zinc ion binding
Source: RefSeq, a predicted model, not a curated record